This is a messenger RNA of Lolium rigidum, 1521 nucleotides long. RefSeq names its product B3 domain-containing protein Os03g0619800-like. The record is from RefSeq and is a predicted model, not a curated record. The transcript has 7 exons. Lineage: Eukaryota; Viridiplantae; Streptophyta; Magnoliopsida; Poales; Poaceae. Gene Ontology annotation, molecular function: DNA binding. Bases 1 to 1521 code for a protein of 506 amino acids.
AUGAGGAAUUCUUGCGAGGGCUGCAAGAGGUACUGGAACCAUCUACAUGGGAAGGUCACGCGUUUCGUCAGGCGGAUGAACAAAAAUUCGAGAAAAAGCCUGAUCAUACCAGAGAGGUUUGGGAACUAUUUUGUACGAAAGAUGCCAGGAACCAUCGAACUAGAAGGCCCCAAUGGUAAAGUGUAUGAUGUUGGAGUUACCAAGCACAAGGACAUAACAAUCCUUCAGUCUGGAUGGGAGGUGUUUGUUGAUGCCAAUAACAUAGUGGAGAAAGACUCGUUGAUGUUCCGGUACCAUGGAAGAUCUCGCUUCAAGGUUGCGGUCUUUGAUUCUGGUGGUUGUGAGAAAAGGGUAUCCUGUGCUGGCAUUGAGAGCGAUACUAGUAAUCAAGAACGAAGCAAAAAUUAUGCAGACAUGUCAAGCAGUUCGAGCGAUCACAAUACUCGUUCGUCAGUGGGUCGGGAGUCAGAUGGAUGCCAAAAUUGUAGCUCAGGCCGUUGUAGAAAAUGGGCAAGGACAGACGCAACAUCCUCUUCAUCUGAGGAUUUUUCAGACAGUCCUUCUGAGUUGGAUGAUCACACACUACCAAAGAUGGCCUCAACUGUGCGUGUUAAGGAGGAACAGUCUGACGGAGAAGAUAGUGCUUUGGAGUGCGAUUCUUCUGAGUCGGAUGAUGUUCAAACGCCUCCCGAGCAUGAUUAUGUGUUGUCACUUAGGAGUUAUUUAACUGAAGAACAAAAGGAGAAAGUUGUUAUGCUUCUCCGGAACAUUCAACCCAGAACUCUUGCAUUCGUGGCUAUCAUGAAGAAGUCCAGUGUCGAACCACCGCAUUCUUCUCUGACCAUCUCUAAGAAAUACGCAGUUCUACACUUUCCCCAUGAAAGUGCAUCUGUCACACUUCAGAGAGCCGGUGUGAAGAAGAAAUGGCACCCCAGGUUCUACAAGACGAAAAAUGCAAGUAUGCACAAGAUUAGGGGGGAGUGGUGUGAUUUUGUUUGCGAAAAUCAUGUGGAGGAGGGAGAUAUCUGUAUCUUUGUACCAGCAAAGAAUGGGAGAAGGUUCACGUUUACGGUUCAUCUACUGCACGCAGAAAGCAACACGCAUGCAGGUCCUUUUGUGCCGCCCUACAUACUAGCACAAAAUAGCUGUCUAUCUCCAUUGCAACAGAGUAUAAUUGAAGAUAAAUUGCAAGCCAUCCAAUUGGAAGCACCCCUGUAUGUUGCAAUCAUGAACAAUACCAGUGCUGGUGUCAAUGGGCGUUACGUCCUGGAAUUUGGUGCACAAUAUGCUGCUGUAUAUCUUCCAAACAAAGAGCAAACUAUUUUGCUCCAGCGUGCGCGGAAGAUAUGGCACACCAAGCUACGUAUAUGGAGUGGUAGGAGACGUGUGCUCCAUGGUGGCUGGCGCAAAUUUGUCCGUGAGAACUGUCUGCACGCCGGAGAUAUCUGUCUAUUUGAGCUGAAGAACAACUGGAAGGAGCUUAAGAUGAGGGUUCAUAUCAUUACGAGUGAUCAGUGUUAG